AUAUAUUCAUUGAUUCCCAAGUGUCUAAAACGUAUUCUUUAUUUAGUAUUCAAUUAUUAACAUACGAUUAAUAUAUUAAUCAACAAUUGUACCUACAUAUUUUCCCCAGAACAAUCUCAACAAUCUCAGUAAAAACAUCUACAUCAUCCCAAAUAUCAACAUGGAGAAUCUUCCCAAGGAACAAUGGGCACAAGUAGUUGAAGAAACUGGCAAACCCGUCGUCUACAAGAAAAUCCCCGUCCAAAAGCCCGGUCCUGAUGAAGUCCUCGUAAACAUCAAAUUCUCGGGUGUAUGUCACACUGAUUUACACGCUGUAAAUGGUGACUGGCCAAUAGACACGAAGCUUCCACUUGUAGGAGGACAUGAGGGAGCUGGUGUUGUCGUUGCCGUUGGUAGUCUUGUUGAAGAUGUGAAGGUUGGUGAUUAUGCUGGUGUCAAGUGGUUAAAUGGAAGUUGCCUCGCCUGUGAUUUCUGUCACCAAUCCGACGAACCCCUCUGCGCCAAAGCGCUUCUCUCAGGAUACACAGUCGAUGGAACGUUUCAACAAUACUGCAUCGCAAAGGCCGCACACGUCGCGCGUAUUCCAAAAGAAUGCGAUCUCGAAGCUAUCGCUCCCGUUCUUUGCGCUGGUAUAACCGUUUACAAAGGCCUUAAAGAAUCCGGAGUUCGCCCAGGUCAAACCGUAGCGAUAGUUGGUGCUGGAGGCGGCUUAGGCUCCCUUGCUUGUCAGUAUGCUAGAGCUAUGGGAUUAGAUAUCAUUGCAAUUGACGGAGGUAACGAGAAGAAAAAGAUGACACAAGAGUUGGGAGCGCAGCAUUAUGUUGACUUUAUGUCAAGUAGCAAUCUGGUCAAUGAUGUAAAGGCUUGCACACGCGAUGGAUUGGGACCUCAUGCUGUUAUUUUGGUUGCGGUCAAUGAGAAGCCAUUCCAGCAAGCUGCGGAGUAUGUUCGACCUCGCGGUACUGUCGUUGCUAUCGGUCUCCCAGCUGGUGCUUAUCUUCGUGCGCCUGUUUUCGAGUCAGUUGUCAAAAUGAUUACUAUUAAGGGAUCGUACGUUGGCAACCGACAAGAUUCUGCUGAGGCUAUUGAGUUCUUCAGACGUGGUCUUAUUAAGGCUCCAUAUAAGACAUGCGGUUUGAGCGAGUUGCAGAAAGUCUAUGACUUGAUGCACGAGGGCAAGAUUGCUGGACGAUAUGUGGUUGAUACCAGCAAGUGAUUGGGUUGAUUGUCAUUUGAAAUGGAAAGGAAUGGUUAACGGCGUGAAGCUAAGGAUCAAUAGGCUUUUGGGAGUGGAUUUGCAGGAUCUUAAUUUAUAGAUUAAACUACCUGUAUGGUGUUUGAGCGUGCAUAGUAGUAAUGAGAAACAAGAAAUUCAAUGUUUAAGCUCUACGAUGAAAGUUUGUG
This is a messenger RNA of Botrytis porri, 1404 nucleotides long. RefSeq lists its product as uncharacterized. Gene Ontology annotation, molecular function: oxidoreductase activity; zinc ion binding. The record is from RefSeq and is a predicted model, not a curated record. Lineage: Eukaryota; Fungi; Ascomycota; Leotiomycetes; Helotiales; Sclerotiniaceae. The coding region runs from base 161 to 1216 and encodes 351 amino acids. The transcript has 3 exons.